This is a messenger RNA of Saprolegnia parasitica CBS 223.65, 1056 nucleotides long. RefSeq lists its product as hypothetical. Gene Ontology annotation, biological process: positive regulation of translational termination; protein hydroxylation; negative regulation of gene expression. Gene Ontology annotation, molecular function: histone H4R3 demethylase activity; sequence-specific DNA binding. The transcript has 13 exons. Gene Ontology annotation, cellular component: cytoplasm; nucleus. The record is from RefSeq and is a predicted model, not a curated record. NCBI's taxonomy places the organism in Eukaryota, Oomycota, Saprolegniomycetes, Saprolegniales, Saprolegniaceae. Bases 1 to 1056 code for a protein of 351 amino acids.
AUGGACGACGACGGCGCCGUGCCGAUUGUCGAUGCCGCCGACUUGUCGUAUGAAGCGUUCUGCGCCCAGUUCAUGGCUCGGAACCGACCGGUUAUCAUCACCAACGUUGGCGCCGACUGGCCCGCCCGCGUCGAGUGGUGUGACCGCUCCGGGCUGCGUCUUGAGACGCUCAGCGCUCGCUACGGCCACGCGUUGGCACCAGUUGUUGGCAAGUCCACCAAGUAUGGCGACGAGUCGCGAGACGAUGUAGCAGUUGCCACGUAUUUGGAUUGGCUCGCGUCAGGGCAGGCUGAAGCCGACCAGCUCUACCUCAAAGACUGGCAUUUCACGCGCGACUUUCCAAAGGACAGGAUCUACACAACGCCCAAGUACUUUGCUGAUGACUGGCUCAAUUGGUGGUGGGACGAAAAAGCUGCAGCACUGUCAGCAACGUCUGUGGGGCUUGAUGACUACCGGUUUGUGUACCUUGGACCGCGAGGCUCCUUCACGCCUCUCCACCAUGAUGUAUUUCAGUCGUACAGCUGGUCCAUCAAUAUGACGGGGCAAAAAGAGUGGCUGUUGUUCCCGCCGUCCGAGACACCAAAGUUGCUCGACAAAUUUGGUCGCGUGGUCCUUUCCAACUUUCAAGAAAUUGAUCCCGUCCAGUUUCCUCGUGCCCACACCGCCAAGCACUUGCGAGUGCUUCAGCCCCCGGGGGCAGCGCUCUUCGUGCCGAGUGGCUGGUACCACCAAGUGACCAACACGGCGACGACACUGUCGAUCAACCACAACUGGUUCAACGCGUACAACUUGCCACUGAUCUGGGCGUACUUUCAAGAGCAACUCGUGGCUGUCGAAAGAGAGAUCGAACACUGCCGGGAUGGCUUCGACUCGGACUCUGACUGGAUCCUCCAUUGCCAGCUGCUGCUGCGUGCCAACAUUGGCAUGGACUUUAACGAGCUCUGCGCGCUGCUGGAGGCCCGUGCAGCCAUCUCGACGGCGCCGUUUGAUGUGGCGCAGAUCUAUCAAGUCCUCGGACCACUGCGCGUGCAUCCAGCCAUCAACAGCAGCAAGUAA